Messenger RNA from Hevea brasiliensis (rubber tree), 396 nucleotides. RefSeq names its product protein VACUOLELESS GAMETOPHYTES-like. The transcript has a single exon. The record is from RefSeq and is a predicted model, not a curated record. Lineage: Eukaryota; Viridiplantae; Streptophyta; Magnoliopsida; Malpighiales; Euphorbiaceae. The coding region runs from base 1 to 396 and encodes 131 amino acids.
AUGGGUCCGAUCAGAACUGAAGAGGAAAAGCCCAAGUAUAAUCAUUUCAGUCAUAAGCAUCCAUUGGAACUCGAUAAUACUAGCCGAACAGGCACCACAACCUGUUCGGGUUGCAAGAAGGAUAUAUUAUCUGGCAAGGAUUUCUACACUUGCAAGGCUUGCUCCUUUUCUCUCCACCGUGCGUGCUAUAAUAUGGCAAGAUUAUAUCAGCACCCAGCUGAACCUGGCCAUGACAUGAAUCUGCUUCUUUUGCCAUCCUUUGAAUGCAAAGCCUGUGGAAAUCAGGGUUCAGGAUUCUGCUACAAUUGCAGUGUCUGCGCCUGCCGUUAUCACACGCUAUGCUUAAGAAUCCCUCUUACAGCAUCAUGUGCAUUGCAUCACAUAAACAUCGAUUAA